AUGGAUCAGCAAGCACUCCAAGCAUUAAUGGUUGGGCUUGAAAUUGCUGUCCAAGCAACAUGCAUUGGCCCCUGCCUUCAUGACCUGUACCCCCUUGUGUCUAACAUUGAGCAAGUCUUUGACUGGCUCAGUGGUCUUGUGAAGCCACAAUCAUUUUCAAGCUGUGAAUUGACUGGGGAAGGACCGCUCAGGCAGCCCACAGUUGGGGGGACCCUGGAACAUGUUCAGGAGGGAGCUGGGAGGGCAGGGGAUGCAUGGGCAGUGAACAGAAGCAGGAGGGUACCCAGGGAGGGAUUUCGAACAGACUAUCUGGCUGGAUGA
Molecule: messenger RNA, 321 nt
Organism: Pisolithus orientalis
Lineage: Eukaryota; Fungi; Basidiomycota; Agaricomycetes; Boletales; Pisolithaceae
Exons: 4
Coding region: 1-321 (106 amino acids)
Source: RefSeq, a predicted model, not a curated record